UUGAACAACGCGUGGCCAGAGAUUUUUCUCAUUUUUACUUGUUUUUUUUUUUUUUUGGCUUUCACUUACUCUGCAAUUUGCUGACACAUUUAUUCGAUGCGAUUUACGGACACAAUUAAUUGACGAGUUGUUAAACAUAUCUAUUAAAUGCCAGCGGCCUGAAAAUAGCUCGUGUGCAACGCGUAAAAAUUUUCAAUUAAAACCAAUUAACAAGCAGCGGCGGGAAAAUAAAAUAAAAUUAAAUUUAAAUACAAAUAAAAGCGAUGCCGGGAAGAAAAAAAAACCACCACAAAAACAGCAACAGAGCCAGACAUCCGAGGGUUCAGCAGUCGAGCGGCAAGGAGCAGCAGGAGCGACAUGGCAAGGAUGCCAGUGAUUCGCCAGAGGGGGAGAAUCAGGAGCAGGAGCAGGAGGAGGAGCAGCCCUUCCGCAUCGCCCACUCGGACAUAUACGGGCGGUAUCUGGUGGCCAGUCGCCAGCUGGAGGCGGGCGAAACCCUGAUCCGCGAGGAGCCGCUGGCCAUCGGACCCUGUGUGAGCGGCGACCCCGUGUGCCUGGGCUGCUACCAGCCGGUGUCCCUGGGCCGGGAGCAGUACCGCUGCCCCGGCUGCGGCUGGCCCCUCUGCGGACGCAGCUGCUCGGGAAUCAAGCGGCGAUGUGGCCACACCGAGGCGGAGUGCCAGCUGUACGGCGAUCGACGGGCGGUCGCCGGCGAACUGCUGACGGAUCGCGCCGGUCCGGCGGAAGUGCGCGACCUCUACGAACUGGUGAUGAUCGUGCGCAUCCUCCUGCUGCGCCAGCACGAUCCGGAGCAGUUCGAGCUGAUCGCCCGCAUGGAGUCGCACACGGCGGAGCGGCGGCUCAACGAGGUGCUGUGGCGCCACUACGAGGAGAAGGUGGUGCAGCGGCUGCGCAACGCAUGGCGGCUGGAUGACCUCGACGCGGAGCAGGUGCACGAGGUGUGCGGCAUCCUGGACGUCAACUGCUUCGAGAUCGGCCAGAACGGCGCCAAGGCGCGGACGCUAUACCCGAGCGCCUUCCUGCUCGCGCACGACUGCACCCCCAACACGGCGCACACGGACGAUCCCGCGUCCUUCGCCAUCCUGCUGCGCACCUCGCGGCGCGUGCGCGAGCGGGAAGCCCUCACGCUCAGCUAUGCGUACACGCUGCAGGGCACGCUCAAGCGGCGCGCCUUCAUGCACGAGGGCAAGCUCUUCUGGUGCCGCUGCCGGCGCUGCGCCGAUCCCCGCGAGCUGGGCACCGACUGCAGCGCCCUGGUGUGCGCCACCUGCCGGGCGGGAUCGGUGCGGGCGGAGGACCCUCUGGAGCAGAGCGGCGACUGGGCCUGCGACCGCUGCUCCCACAAACUGGGGGCAAAGGACCUCGAACGCCAGCUGGACCGCAUCAACGACGACCUGGAGGCCAUCGACGUGCAUGACAUUCCCGGACUGGAGAACUUUCUCCUACGAUAUCGGGAUGUCCUGCGACCGAACCACUACCUCCUGCUGUCGGCCAAGUACUCGUUGUGUCAGAUAUAUGGUCGGACCGAAGGAUACUUGCUGCCGCAGAUGUCGCCCGAGGACAUUGCCCGCAAGGAGACGUACUGCCGGGAGUUCCUGGAAAUCGUGGAUGUCCUCGAUCCGGGACUGACGCGUCUCAGAGGACUCAUCAUGUACGAGCUGCACGCCCCCGUCAUGGUCCUGGCCCAGUCGGCCAUCCAAAGCGGACAGAUCUCACGGCAGGAGUUCCAGCGCCGACUGAAGGAGGUCGUGAAGCUGCUCCAGGUCAGCCGGGAUAUCCUGUGCCUGGAACCCGAAGGAUCCACCGAAAACGCCAUGGGACUCGCAGCAGCCGACGCCCUCGUUAAAAUGGGUUGCUAGCCAAGAGUCAAACUAUUUGUAAAUUAACUGAGUUUACCCACAAAGUGAAAUGCAUCUCAAAUUAAAAAUAGCAGAUAGCCUUUGUAUCUUUA
Molecule: messenger RNA, 1972 nt
Organism: Drosophila rhopaloa
Lineage: Eukaryota; Metazoa; Arthropoda; Insecta; Diptera; Drosophilidae
Gene: SmydA-4
Product: SET domain-containing protein SmydA-8
Exons: 5
Coding region: 264-1880 (538 amino acids)
Molecular function (GO): protein binding
Source: RefSeq, a predicted model, not a curated record